Oncorhynchus kisutch (coho salmon) is the source of this 1034-nucleotide messenger RNA. It is a transcript of the gene ss18l2, whose product is annotated as ss18, like 2. The record is from RefSeq and is a predicted model, not a curated record. Bases 117 to 374 code for a protein of 85 amino acids. The transcript has 4 exons. Lineage: Eukaryota; Metazoa; Chordata; Actinopteri; Salmoniformes; Salmonidae.
CGACCGAAAAUCCCAGGCAGUACGAGCAAAGAUGGUGGAUGUCCUCUAGCUAGCUAAUAUUAGCCCAGUCGUAGUCACAGCCACUGUCUAACGUUUGUCAUUCAAUGUAACUCAAAAUGUCUGUUGCUUUUGUACCGAAAAGACAUAGAGGAAAAGCUCAGAUCAACCAAGAAACCAUCCAAAGAUUACUGGACGAAAAUGACCAGCUGGUAAGGUGCAUCACAGAGUACAUGCAAAAAGGACGCGCAAUGGAAUGUGUACAAUAUCAACAGAUCUUGCACCGCAACAUUGUUUACCUGGGAACCAUAGCAGACGCCAGCCAAACUUGGCUCCAACCACAAACAUCCCCACCAAUGGAGAGGCACCAACAUUGACAUCCCAGAAUGGACAUAAAGCCAUCAUACAUAAUAGGCAAUUUCCUCUGAAUUGAUUCACAUCUAUCAUUUUAUUGAAAAUAAAUGUUGCUAUUUUUUUCCUGACCCCUACUGCUGUAAAGUAACACAAGGUGCAUUUAAUAAUUGAGUUUGGGCAUAUUGAGCUUUCGCAGAAUAUUAUCAUUACACCCAACAGGUCAGUUCGUGGGCAAGUCACCACCAGCAUUGUGAAGUUUGAAAUACACUACUAGGGGUAGCCUUGGACAAUGGCUAUUAUAUUACUGACAAGGGUUGCAGUUCAGUGGACUUAAGGUAAAAGAUGUUACAGCAAAGUUCUGACUUCAAGCCUGCUAGUUAAAACUAGAUGUACAACAGCCUACUAGGCAGCCUGUCACCCCUCAAAUAAAAGGAUCAUGCAUGGAGUCAUAGAAAAUAACACUAUUCAAUUGCUAGUAAUUUUUAUUCAUUUUUGUUGCAUUGCUGAUACACUUGGGAAGAUUCAGUUGCCAGCUCAAGAGAACAAGAAGCCAAGCAGUCCCCCUUCAUAUCUUCUGUCAGGGUUACUUUUUUGUAGAUGCCACAGCUAAAAUAUGCUAACGGUUACAGUCCAAGGUCUUUAAAGAUGUAAAAAAAAAAAAAAGGCAGCAAAAGUUUGGGAAA